AUGACCCCCACUUGUGCUAUUGUGUAUGGUAUUAUGAACAGGGGCCGUAGCAGCUGGCUAGCUAGCGGCCACUUUGUCGGAGGGAAAUGGGGCCUCAUCAUCAGACCAUUCUUGUUCACUGUGCAGGACGAUCUGCAAGCUCUGUUGCAGGUCCUUCCAUCUGAUUUGCAUGACAAUCUCCUAAAUGAAGUAAAGAGGGAUGAACUUUUGGAGGUUAUAUUGGAUUUGGGUCGUUUUCCAGAGGCACGUUAUCUUGGCCAGGAUGGCGGGAAAUAUAUUAGGAAAACUGAGGUAACAGUGGAAGAGUUGGAACGUGCUCAACAAGCUGUUGGAGAAUUUGGGAGGGACAAUAGAGCUGGCAUUGAGGGCACAUUGCACAGAAUAUCUGCAAUCAGAAGUAGGAAAGGUGGCAUAGUUGGUUUGACAUGUCGAGUUGGGAGGGCGGUUAGUGGCCAUAUUGACAUGGUGUAUGACCUGCUUCAAUAUGGAAGGAGCAUUUUAUUUGUUGGAAGGCCUGGAGUUGGCAAGACUACAGUCAUGCGAGAGAUUGCACGUGUGCUGUCGGGUGAAUUUCAUAAGAGAGUGGUAAUUGUUGAUACAAGCAAUGAAAUUGGAGGGAAUGGCAAUAUUCCACAUGCAGCAAUAGGAAGUGCUCGGAGAAUGCAGGUACCUGAGCCAUCAAUGCAACAUAGAGUGAUGAUUGAGGCAGUAGAAAAUCACAUGCCUGAGGUGAUAAUAGUAGAUGAAAUUGGCACUGAAGCUGAAGCUCAUGCUUGUCGGUCAAUUGCUGAGCGAGGAAUCAUGCUUAUUGGGACUGCUCAUGGACAGCUUCUUGAGAAUAUCAUGAAGAAUUCUAUACUCUCUGAUCUGAUUGGUGGAAUACAAGCAGUUACUUUGGGAGAUGCAGAAGCCAGGGCCAGAAAUUGUCAGAAGAUAGUUCUUGAGAGGAAAGCUCCUCCAACAUUUGAUUUCCUAAUUGAGAUGAGAGACAGGCACUACUGGAUUACUCAUCAGACAGACAAAAGUGUAGAUAUGUUGCUUCGAGGAAAGAGUCCACAGGUUGAGGUGAGGAAAAGGGAUGCAAAGUGCAAGGUUGUGAUAGAGAAAUCAAAACCUUAUGAUAAAUGUAUUUGAUAAUCUCCCUUUCCCCUUAUGCAUAAUAUAAUAUAGAGAGAAUCACAUUCAAGGACCAUUUAAGCAAAUUAUUAGCAUAUAAGAACCAAUAUAGAAUGGAUUGUUGUUAAAAUAAAAAUGUGAACUUGUUUUUUGUGAAAUGGAAUUUAUUGUUAA
Molecule: messenger RNA, 1290 nt
Organism: Prosopis cineraria
Lineage: Eukaryota; Viridiplantae; Streptophyta; Magnoliopsida; Fabales; Fabaceae
Exons: 11
Coding region: 1-1134 (377 amino acids)
Molecular function (GO): ATP hydrolysis activity
Source: RefSeq, a predicted model, not a curated record